GGAAAGGUUUCCCAGCAUCCUCUCUGAUUUGCGAAGUGAUGUCGGCCAUCUUGGAUUGUAGCGGGGAAGAAAGAUUGAUGCGGUGACACGAGGUAUGUUUGGUGCUAACCGGAAGAAGUUUAUGGAGGGGGGGGUGGAGAACGACUACGCGGACGACUCAAGCCUCUACUACAGCCAGCAGUCCAUGUUCCCUCCACACCGCCCAGAUAAAGAUAUGUUGGUGUCUUCCUCUGCUUCCUCUACGGGUCAACUGUCACAGCUGGGAGCCAGUUUAUAUGGUCCGCAGAGUGCGUUGGGGUUUCCCAUGCGUGGUAUGAACAGCAGCGCAGCACCUCAGUUAAGUCGAAGUGGUCUGAACCAGUCUGCCAGCCAGCUCUCCAGUCAUGCCAGUACACCCAACUCUGGAACAAUGCACACUCCUCCAUCACCGAGCAGGGGCAUCCUGCCGAUGAACAGCCGGAGUGUCCUGAACCACAGUCAGCAGGUGGGCGGUCCCACGGGUCAAGCGGGAGGGAUGGGGGGUGGCAGCGGCGACAGGGGGGGUGGCGGCGGAGGAGGGAGGAGCGGCAGCAUGGGGAGUCCCAGCCGGUCGUCGCCCAGCAUCAUCGGGAUGCCCAAACAGCAGCAGGCACGGCAGCCGUUCACGAUCAACAGUAUGUCAGGGUUUGGGGUGAACAGGAAUCCCGGCUUCAACCUAAACAACUCGUUAUCCAACAACAUCUUCAAUGGAACAGACGGCAGUGAGAACGUGACGGGGCUGGACCUGUCGGAUUUCCCCGUGUUAGCAGAGAGGAGUCGGAGGGACGGAGGUUCGAAUCCCACCCCGCUGCUCAACCCGCUGGCCGGUCGGGCGCCUUACGGUGGGAUUGGCAUGGUCACCAAGCCGUCCAGUGAGCAGUCACAAGACUUCUCGAUCCACAACGAGGACUUCCCAGCGCUCCCAGGGCCCAACUACCAGUCAAAAGACCCCACCAGCACCAGCGAAGACAGCAAAACGAAUCUGAACUCGUCAGGAAAGUCCACCUCCAACUCAGAUGGUCCAAAGUUCCCCGGGGACAAGAGCUCUGCACCGAGUAACAACAACCAGCAGAAGAAAGGGAUCCAGGUUCUUCCUGACGGGCGAGUGACCAACAUCCCGCUGGGCAUGGUAACGGACCAGUUUGGAAUGAUUGGCUUGUUGACGUUCAUCCGGGCGGCGGAGACGGACCCUGGCAUGGUCCACCUGGCGCUGGGCUCUGACCUCACGACGCUGGGCCUCAACCUCAACUCACCAGAGAAUCUCUACCCCAAGUUUGCGUCUCCCUGGGCGUCGGCUCCAUGUCGACCGCAGGAUAUCGACUUCCACGUCCCGUCAGAGUAUUUAACCAACAUCCACAUAAGGGACAAGUUAGCAGCUAUCAAGUUGUCUCGAUACGGUGAAGAUCUGCUGUUUUAUCUCUACUAUAUGAACGGUGGAGACCUACUACAACUGCUGGCUGCAGUAGAACUCUUUAACAGGGACUGGCGGUAUCACAAAGAAGAGCGGGUGUGGAUCACUCGGGCUCCGGGGAUGGAGCCCACGCUGAAGACCAACGCCUACGAGAGAGGGACCUACUACUUCUUCGACUGCAUCAACUGGAGAAAAGUGGCCAAGGAGUUUCAUCUGGAGUACGACAAACUAGAAGAACGGCCUCACGUUCCCUCCACCUUCAACUACAAUCCUGCCCAGCAGGCCUUCUGAUUGGCUGUCCCUCCUCCUGCCUGCCUGCCAUUGGCCCUCCUGGCUCAUCCAUCACCCCCGUCUAGGUUUUAUUCCACCUCCACACACAUUUAAAGUGAAUCUGGCCGUGAAGGAGUCGGGACAGGAGAGGGCGUCCCGUCUCUUGACCUCUUAAGACUUUAUCAUUUUAACUUGACCGAUUCUUCUUUGUUCUUUACCUCAUUUUAUUUUGUUUUUAACUUUAUUUCCCACCCUCCCUCCAUGGGUUUGGUUCUGUUUUGUGGAGCACAGACUAAAUGUCAACAGACAGCACAGUACAACAAUCACAGACACGAGUGCUGUAAAUAACUGUCCAUCUGAUCGAGUGAUUGUCGUUUCUACUCCGUCUUUCAGAAUCUACUAUUUUUUUGUCAAGAGAAGCUUUUAAGAAGAAGCAGAUUUUAACACAGAACAAAGGAUUCGAUCACAAACGUCAGGAUGGAUAAUUAUUUCACUCUGUGUCUGAAGAACUCAAGAUAUUUAUCAUUUUUCUUUAUUUUUACCAGGUUUCUCCAACUUUACACAUCAGAGCACACACAUCAGCAAACAGUGGACAGUCAGGAGAGGAAAUGCAAUGUACAUUGUAGCACUAUUUCAUAAUAAAAGGAGAAAAAACA
This is a messenger RNA of Platichthys flesus (European flounder), 2355 nucleotides long. Its product is annotated as CCR4-NOT transcription complex subunit 2-like. Gene Ontology annotation, cellular component: CCR4-NOT core complex; P-body. The record is from RefSeq and is a predicted model, not a curated record. Bases 95 to 1720 code for a protein of 541 amino acids. Lineage: Eukaryota; Metazoa; Chordata; Actinopteri; Pleuronectiformes; Pleuronectidae. The transcript has 15 exons. Gene Ontology annotation, biological process: nuclear-transcribed mRNA poly(A) tail shortening; regulation of stem cell population maintenance; regulation of DNA-templated transcription.